UCUCAUCCGCCAUAGCCAAAACUGUUGAAGCUCAUUGCAAAGGCCUUGUGCCUAUACAACCCACUCAUUUUCUCCUUCUCCGCCGCCGCGUCCCUCCUCUCUCUUUCUCUCUCUCUUUUUCCAAAAUGGCACUUAAGGCCGUCCAUGUUUCCGACGUUCCUAACCUCGAUCAGGUGCCGGCCAAUGCCUCUCUGGCCCUUUACUCUAAUCGAUUCUCCAAAGGUGUGGAAUUUGGACAGAAAGCAUUUAGAGCCUCGAAAUUCUUGGUGAUUGGGCAUAGAGGGAGCGGAAUGAAUGCGUUGCAAUCUUCGGAUAGGAGAAUGAGAGCCAUUAAAGAGAAUUCGAUCUUGUCGUUUAAUGCCGCCGCUAAAUUCCCUAUUGAUUUCGUUGAAUUCGAUGUGCAGGUGACAAAGGACAAUUGCCCUGUUAUAUUUCACGACGACGUUAUUCUCUCUGUAGACAAAGGCACUGUUUUUGAGAAAAGAAUCACAGAGUUAACCCUUUCAGAAUUCCUUUAUUACGGUCCCCAGCAAGAUCCUCAGAAGGAGGGAAAUUGUUUGCUUAGAAAAACUAAAGAUGGGAAAAUUGUGAAUUGGAAUGUUGAAGCAGAUGAUAGUCUUUGCACUUUAGAAGAAGCUUUUCAGAAAGUUGAAACUUCUAUAGGGUUCAACAUUGAGUUAAAGUUUGAUGACCACAUAGUCUAUGAUCAUGGUUAUCUUACUUGUGUUCUUCAAACUAUAUUACAGGUGGUCUUUGAGAAUGCCAAAGAGAGACCCAUCAUCUUCUCCACUUUCCAACCAGAUGCAGCAUUGCUUGUCCGAAAGUUACAAGCGACAUAUCCGGUAUUCUUCUUGACAAAUGGGGGAACCGAAUUGUAUGAUGAUGUGAGGAGAAAUUCUUUAGAGGAAGCUCUGAAAGUUUGCCUGGAAGGUGGACUACAGGGAAUAGUGUCGGAAGUGAAAGGAAUAUUUAGAAAUCCAGGGACUGUUAAGAAGAUUAGAGACUCAGAACUAUCCCUCUUAACCUACGGACGAUUGAAUAAUGUGGCAGAAGCUGUUUACAUGCAACAUUUGAUGGGAGUAGAGGGAGUGAUAGUUGAUCUUGUGGAAGAAAUCACAGAAGCAAUGGAGGAAAUGAUGAUAAAGCCGAAGGCGAUCGAGAAGGGAGAAGAAGAAGAAGGGAAGAAGGAGGAGGGAGAAGGGAAGGUUGAAGAAGUUGAAAUGGAUAAAAAACCACAGUUCUCGGAGAGGGAGCUUUCAUUCCUUUUGAAGCUCAUCCCUCAACUCAUAGAGCUCUAACAUAACUAACAACACAAAAUUCAUAUUUUCUUAGUUGGCCAAGGGAUUUUUCUUUUAGGUAAAUGGGGGGCUUUGUUCAGGGAUAUUAUUAACGUUGUAUAUAAAAUCAAAAUCUCUCCUCUCUGCCCAUUCCAUAUGGUCAGGCCACAAAUCUUAUGACAAUCUCAGAAAUCUUUGACGAUAUCAGAAAAUAUAUGAAAAAAGAUUUGACAAGUUGUUGGGA
Molecule: messenger RNA, 1521 nt
Organism: Cucumis sativus (cucumber)
Lineage: Eukaryota; Viridiplantae; Streptophyta; Magnoliopsida; Cucurbitales; Cucurbitaceae
Product: glycerophosphodiester phosphodiesterase GDPD1, chloroplastic
Exons: 7
Coding region: 126-1298 (390 amino acids)
Biological process (GO): glycerophospholipid catabolic process
Molecular function (GO): phosphoric diester hydrolase activity
Source: RefSeq, a predicted model, not a curated record